Daphnia pulex (common water flea) is the source of this 2469-nucleotide messenger RNA. Its product is annotated as keratin-associated protein 21-1-like. The coding region runs from base 1780 to 2346 and encodes 188 amino acids. NCBI's taxonomy places the organism in Eukaryota, Metazoa, Arthropoda, Branchiopoda, Diplostraca, Daphniidae. The record is from RefSeq and is a predicted model, not a curated record. The transcript has 6 exons.
UCAGGAGUCAACGUUCGAUAUGGGUGGGGACUGGGUCUGCCGGAAUAACCGGUCGAAUUGAGCGCUAGCUGCUGCUGCUGUUAUUGUAUACGUAUAGUUGAUUUUUUGGCUUGCACGAAGAUGACCGAUGGCGGUUUCGUUCUUUGUUUUCGCCUUCUGUGGUGUUAGAUCCUCCUCCGCCGGCGGGAGGUGACUUUGACAUUGGCAGCGUCAAGGUUACUACAUGCUCACGCGGCUUCUCCUACAUGUAUUCCUCGCCCAGCAAAUGUCUUGGCCGUAUAAAAGUCGGUUGAGUUUGAGAGAAGCUUUACAGUUCCUUAGCAACUGGCAUCAAUAACAUUUCCUCUUCUUCUUCCUCACCAUCACCAUGCACUCGAAAGUCGUUCUUCUUUUGGCUUUGUGGGCUGUGGUGGCAUCUUCUAUGCCGGUCGAUGAAGUUGUUCCCGAUCAAGAUGCUGAGGGUCAGUUCCUGUACUCUUACGGGUACGGUUAUCCCGGCUUCGCCUAUCCAUCAGUUCCUUUGGCCGCCACCUACCCUGCCGCCAUUAGUACGGAUAAAGUUCCAGCUUCAACGGCCAAGUUGAUCACCCAGCCGGCUUACGCCUAUGCCUAUCCCGGCUAUUAUCCUUACGCAGGAUAUCCGUAUCCCGGCGGUUUUGGUUACGCUUACGGUUACCCCAUCAAAGCCUAAAUGAAACGAUACUCAGCAGCAUCACCUUAUUAUUUUUAUUAGUAUUUUAUUUUAUAUUCCCUUCUCCCCCCACCUACCCUCCAGCACGAUGUUAUAGCAACUGCCCUGACAUAAGCUCGUUAAUAAUCCAUAUACCUUUAUUUUAUUUUUUUUUAUUUGAUUAAUUGUUGGUUUUUUUAAAUUUUAAUCUCAUUAUUAUUGGCCGGGAACGGGUUUCUUGGUUUGAAUUUUUCUAUGUUACCCACCUGAUUUUAAAAGAAGUAGUUUUCAGCGGAUCAUUAUUGUGUAACAGCAAUAAAUUUCAUUAAUGGAAUUAAUGAUCAGCUUUUUUUUGGCUUACAUUAACUUCUCUAUCGCCGAUUUCUAGCAAUUGAUUUACUGAUGAUAUUAGUGUGUUUUGCAUGCUUUUUAAAAAUGGUUACUUACAGUGCCUUCUGGGUGAAUCCUGAUUCCCAAGUUGUUUUGUGGUGAUAUUGACAGUUGGACGUAAUACUCAAUAAUGCAAAUAACAUUUAAAAUUUUUAAUUUUUUCCCCCAAUGAAUUAACGACUAACAAUCUCCUUUUCAAUCUCUAGUGCAUGAGAAACAUCAAUUUUAACCGAUAGUUUGUUUCACUCAUUAACCGAGGGCGUGGUUUAUCGGCAGUUUAAUCAAUUGAAAUUCGUUCCUCGAUUUCACGUUGUCGACGCUAUGUAAAACGCUGGCUGCGUGUCAAUUUAUGUGCAUGUAUUACGCUGUCGAAUAAAUUAUUCUCACGCGCAGUACGUAGAAAAAGUCGAAUCGAAAUUUACUGCUAUUUCACCGUUUACUUUAUGGCACGGUCGAAUGACCGGGAAGAAAAGUUCUGUUGUUUACUCGAAGGUCCAACAGUCCAACACCCUUUCUAUUAACGAAAUUAAAGGAUACAAACCUUUCACUUCAAUUGUUAUCUGUAUUGUUGGGGAAACAAAGUCUAUGCCUAUCUGCGAUUUUCUGUCAAACGUUUUGGCUUUCACCAAGUAUAUAAGCCGCGCAAAUUAGGAGGAAAAUCAUACUCGACUUGAAGACUCAAGUGUUCAGUACAACUAAUAUCUCCUGUAACUAACAAAAUGAUUGCCUUCAAGGUUUUGUUUGCCGUUGCCUUCGUCGCCGUCGCCUUGGCCGCCGAAGAGCAAAAGGAGCAACAGGCCGUCGAGGAACAAGCGGUGGCCAGCGCCGACUCUGACAGCAGCAAGGAUCUCCAAACGGCCGAGGGAACACUCGGAGCGUACGGAGCUUACGGUGCUGGACUCGGUUACGGUGCUGGACUUGGUUAUGGUGCUGGACUCGGUUAUGGUGCUGGACUGGGUUAUGGCGGACUCGGUUACGGCAACGGACUGUACGGCGCUGGUCUAGGAUACGGUUAUGCUGGAGCUGCUGGUUAUGGUGCUUAUGGUCACGGUUUGGGUUAUGGCGCCGGAUAUGGAGGUCUCGGCGGAUACGGCGGAUACGGAGGAUAUGGAGCUGGAUACGGGGCCGGCUAUGGAUCCAACUACGGACACAACCACGGCAGUUCCGGUUACACCGCGAUUAACAAAGUCGUGAGCCACGGAUCAAACAGCCAUGGACACGGACACGCCCACGGACACGCCCACGGUCACGGACACGGCUACGGCCAUCACGGACUCGCUUAUUAAGUGAUAUUUGCCCAAGCAAAAAUAUACUAGAAUAGUUUGUGACAGAUCCUAUGAUGUUGUAUACAAUCCAAUACGAUUACGUGAAAACGAUUAAUUAAAUACAUAAUAAUAGAUACAGAUGAA